This is a messenger RNA of Alnus glutinosa, 4211 nucleotides long. RefSeq lists its product as uncharacterized. The transcript has 5 exons. Bases 269 to 3811 code for a protein of 1180 amino acids. Lineage: Eukaryota; Viridiplantae; Streptophyta; Magnoliopsida; Fagales; Betulaceae. The record is from RefSeq and is a predicted model, not a curated record.
CCUCUUCCUGAGCCCUCCGGCUGCUCGGCUCUUGCUCUCGCUCUCUUGCUCUCUCUCUCUCUCUGGAGCUUUUUUUGUGCUGUGCGCACCGGUACGAAGCUUUCCAAUCGCUAUUUUCUGGUUUAGCGAUGAGGAUCUCUGAAUUCGGGGAUGCUUUUCCAUUCUUGAGCUGAUCAUGUGCGACGUGGUUUGUCAAGUGUGAGGGAACCCAAAUCAACAAUUAGAGUUCUGCAGUUACAGGAGUUUUCAAGUGUCGAGUAGAACUUGCAUGAUGAGCACAGUCGGCCUAGAACUUGCUAAUUCUUUGAACGCUGAUUUGUCUUGGAAGAGGGUCUCAAAAGGGUAUAGGAGUGCACCAAGGCGUGCCAGGAAACCAGUUCUGGAGAUAGCGGAUAAGACGACCAGAAGGGCAGAUGACACAAUUGUCUCCGAGUCUGAAAAGGUUGGUGUUGCUGUUCUUGGACGACGAUUCAGAGAGAAAAUAGAGCAAGUACCAAUUAAGAAGAGGAGAUUUCGGUUUCGAUCUCCGCCCCCACCAGCUUGGUCCUCUUCUCCUCAUCUUGACAGAUCUGAGACACACAUGGCAACUGAUGUCAAUGCUGGUGAUGGAAAAAUUUCAGAGGUGACAAGUAAAAAGCUUGGUUACACUGAGGACUUCUCGGGUAUUGAGAUGCUUGCAGCUAUUGCCUGCAACAACCGCAUGGGGGAUGAUACUGAUCACGCUGGGGGGAAUCUAGUUGUGGAAAAAUCAACUCAGGAUAGAACUGAAACAUCAACUUCUGCAAUAGCUCUGGCCGAAACUACUGCAUCCUUCGAAACAGUCAAUAUCUCCUCGCAUGAAGAUAGAAUGGAUGGCUUGACUUUACAAGACAAUACAGUUGAAAAUCUUCCUCGUGACAAUGAUGGCAGAACAACUGAAAAUUUUGUUUCUUCCCGAGGCGAACGGUUACACUGGGACCUUAAUGUUUCAAUGGAUGCUUGGGAGAAACCUUAUGAUGUUUAUCUUCGAAAAAAUGUUGUAGAAAAUAUAUCUGAUGAUAGCAAGCAGAAUGAGAAGCUACAGGUUUUCGAAGGUUGUGAGUUACAGAGGGAAACUAUGGAUAUUAAACAUGACAUUGAAUGUGCAGUGCAGUCUACUGUGGAUGGAGUUGUCUCAUCUGAUGAACAUGGUGAUAUUAAUAUACCUAUAGACUUGCAAGGCUUUUCCCUUGGAUCAGACGGAUCAAAUGGAGAGGAACAUGAAUUGCAAUCGUGCUCUGGCCUUGACAGAAUCCCUGAUAAAUGUGUUACAAGUACAACUUGUAAUGCUUUAGAAUCUUCAACCUAUGAUGUUGCCAUCACGAAAGCUCCCACUGAGGUUGUCAGCAUGGAUGUAAAUGUUGAUCCAUUCCAUGGAUCAGAUGAUAUUAUCACAAACGCAGGGGCUUCUGAGAAGAAUGGUAAUACAUCACUUCACAGUGUUACUGCCAAGGAGUCCGAUGUUGCUUUAAGUUAUGCACCGGUUUUAGAGAGGACUACUAUUCAAAAAGGAGAUGGCACGGAUACUGGCACAGCAUCUGGUUUGCAUGAUGAUAAGAAUACUCCCGAAGAGAUGACAAGUGUGGACAUCUGUCUCCCAUUAGAACGAGUUUCCCUUGAAAUCAAGCGUGUUAUUAGAGCAACGGAAGUGGAUGCUCACCAUUCUGGCUCCCCUUGUAAAGAUAUUCAUGCAUCAGGCCAAUCUGGGUUGACUAAGGAUGCAGAGGAUCAAGCUGAUUUUGCUUCUGUGCCUCAUAAUGCAGGAGUUAAUUCUUCAGUGCAUGUUGGGUCUGAGGAAGUGAUGCACAAGUGUUCUAGAAAUUCCAUUACCAAUCUCGGGGACGAAGGUGUAUCCACUUCUCAUGAGGUGCACACAAACUGUGGUAACAGUCCUCCAAGUAGCCCGGGUAAGGUUACUAUAGAAGAUCCUUCCACUGCUGGCUGCGACCUGGAAAUUUCUCGAGGCGUUAAAGAUCACGUAGUUGGCAAGCAAAACAUUGAGGAAUUUCAGAUUGGUUUUGAUUCUCAAUAUGAGGAUGGGGAGUUAAGGGAAUUGGAUGUACAUUGCUGCAAGGAAAAUGAGGGCGAUUAUGGGGAGCUGGAAUUUGUGAACAAUUACUCCCAUAACAUGGAUACAUCUGAUGUUGAUGAUGUGGAUUACCUGAUGUUUGAAAAAGUGAAAGUUGGAAUUGGAUGCAGGGAAGAAAGAUCUUUUGUGCGUGAAGCUAAGAAUACUGAGAAGAAUGUAAAAGUUCGGAGGGGAUCAAGCCCAGGAUCUGAUACUAUUGUUGAAAGAACAUUACAUUGUGCCACAGCAGAUGCUGUAAAAGAACCUUCAGUGAAUUCUGAGACAAAAUCUGCAGCUGAUAACUCGCCAGUGGGUCAUAAAAUAUCUGAAAAAUUGACUCUGGUAGAAACUGAGGGCAGCACGAUGAGGAAAAUUCCUGAUGACUGCAUGUAUGGACUUAAUGAGAAAAAUUGUCCUCUUAAAGUAGUUGAACCAAAGAUAUCCAAGAAGGAUUCUGAAUUUGUGCAGAGGAGCAGAUAUGAUAAUUUCGAUUCAUGUACUCGAGCUGAAAUGGAUGAUGCUACUGACCAUUCCAUUGGAAGGGACAAAUCUGCUUUGCAUGUGAAAAUCCCAUCUGUUGGUCGGUUAAUUAGUCCUUCAACAGGCUAUUGGGAUUCAAAACACCGUGAAUCGCCUACAUAUUUUGAUUCAUAUGGAUCUGGACGCCCUAAACCAAAAAGUGUUGUUGAGAGCUGUGGUUAUGUGAUGACUUCAGACUGUACAAUGUCAGGAGCAGUAUGGGUUGCGAGAGUUGAUAACCGGGUCUAUAGUCCCUCCGCUAGAAGGAGAUUGCCAUCUGAUAGGGAAGAUGCUUAUGGUACUCGUAGAGGGGUGGCACCUGUAAGAGAAAUGAGUUCUGAUAGAAAGUUUAGGAGAUAUCCAAUAGGGGUUAGUCAAGGCCCAAGGGAGUACCACAGGCCUGUGUUGGAUGGCUCCAGAGACUAUUCUUAUCGUGUGCCCAAUCAUAUGGCCAGGGGAGAACAUAGCAUUUCUUCCCCUAAUAAAGGAAGACCUCUUCAUUUUACUCAACCCUACAGGAAAUCUCGGUCUAGAUCCAGAAGUCGCUCUCCUGUUGCAUGGUUGUUGCCAAGGGAACGAAGUGAAGGUUCAAAUCAUCAUAGCAGCCGAUCUCCAAAUCAUAGGUUUGAGGCUGGAAUGGAAAGGGUGAGAUUGCCCCUUAAGAAGCCCAUUUUUACAGCAGACAAUGAAGCUGGGUUCAUGUCCCCUCCAAGACGUCGCUUGUCCCCACAGCGUCAUCCCAGAUGGAUCGAUGAUCAAGUUGCUGCUGUAGAUCAUUUCAAGGGCAGGAGAUUUUCUGUGAGGACUUUCCAACAAAGCCAAAGGUUUGAUCAGGUGCAUUCCCCUCAAGAAUUGGAUUCAGAUGAUUACUUUGAACCCAUGAUACAUCCUGGAAGAUUUGUUGAUAUGGAUAGAGCAGGUAGAGGAUGUAGUGAUGAUGAUAGAAGGAAACAUGGUGGUAGAUACGAAAUAAUAGAUCGAGUGAGGCGUUAUGGUAAGAAUGGUGUUGUUCGGCGUGUCGGGUAUGAUGCAGAAGAUUGUCUUCUGCCACAAAACUCUCACAACUAUGAUGACUAUGAUAGGGGUGUUGACAGAAGGCUUAGGAAUGUACCUAGGAGAGUCAAUGAAGAUAAAGGUCAUUUAAGAUACAAUCAUGGUGGGCUCUUUGAUUCCAGCUCAAACUCAUUUAGAACACAAGAUGCCUAACUCAAAGAAAGAGAGAACAAUUCUGACUUUUGAAUUGGUAUGCCUUUCUUCCCACUUGGAUAACUUGCUUCUAGAUAGGAGAUUGUGUAACAAAUUAACAUGUUAAACAUUUUAUUUCUUUUUCAAUGGUGGAAACCAUCUCAUUUCCGCUGAUUUUCUUGCUAAUGGUCUUGUGGAAAUGACCAUUCUGAUUCCCUUAGCAAGAUUUUGUUGUAGGCCUGAUGUUACAUGUUCCUUUUUUCUCCUUUUGGGGUAUUUUCCCUUCAGGCUAACACUGGCUAUUGUAACCUCUUUGAGGCCUUAAAGAUAUAAGAUUAGUGAAAAAAAAAAUUACAUGCUUACUUAUCAAAAAAAAAAAAAUUACAUGCUUGAAUUCAAGGUUUUAAAGAUUCCUAGUUAA